Triticum turgidum subsp. durum (durum wheat) is the source of this 1008-nucleotide messenger RNA. NCBI's taxonomy places the organism in Eukaryota, Viridiplantae, Streptophyta, Magnoliopsida, Poales, Poaceae. The record is from the annotation of a GenBank genome assembly.
AUGGCCCAACCGGCAGCACCAGCUCCAGCUCCACCGAUGAGUUCACCAGAGAGCGCCACCGCCACCGAGAGCUCACCGGAAGACGCCCUAUCCGAAGAGAGCCUCAAGGGCUUCAUAUCCUCGCUCCCGUCAAGGGAGGGGUGGCCGAAGCCGCUCAUCCAGUACAAGGGCUACUGGUUCAAACCGGGGAUCCUGGAUGGGGUCCUGCACGCCAGACAGGCCUUCGCGCCCCGCGCCGACGACGUCGUCCUCGCCACGCAGCCCAAGUGCGGCACCACCUGGCUCAAGGCCCUCGCCUUCGCCAUUGCCACCCGGUCCCGUCACGACCUCGGUGCCGCCGAUCACCCGCUUCUCACCCGCCACCCACAGCACCUCGUGCCGUUCAUCGAGAUCCCGGGCGCUGCUGGCGGCCAUGUUGACCUCAGCGCGCUCCCGUCCCCGAGGCUCCUCGCCACGCACAUGCCCAUGUCGCUGCUCCGGCCGGAGACGCGGUCGCUUGGGUGCCGCGUCGUGUACCUGUGCCGGGACCCCAAGGACACACUCGUCUUCAGGCUGCACUUCGAGAACAAGCUGGUCGCACGGGGUGGCGGCGCCGGCCUGUCCAUGGACGACGCCUACGGCAUGUUCUGGGAGGGGUUCUCGCCCUACGGCCCCUUCUGGGACCACUGCCUCGAGUACUGGGAGGAGAGCGUGGCGAGACCGGACACCGUCCUCUUCCUCAAGUACGAGGAGAUCAAGUCGGACCCGGCGCGGGUCGUGAGGAGGCUUGCAAGCUUCCUCAGCGUCCCGCUGACUGAGGAGGAGGAGAGGUCCGGCGUGGCGGAGGAGGUGGCGAGGAUGUGCAGCUUCGAGACGCUCACGGGGCUGGAGGUGAACCAGGUCGGCGGCGUUAGCCUCGGGAAUAGAGUUCACGUUGAUAACUCUGUGUUCUACAGGAAAGGCGAGGUAGGGGACUGGGUGAACCACAUGAGCCGAGAGAUGGGGGAGAAGCUCGACCGCAUCGUCUAG